AUGAAGAUGAUUAAAGUUGAUGAUGAGAACGAGGGUCGUUUGAACACAGAUAUUAUCUUUGAUAUUCUGUCACGUGUUCCGGCCAAGCCUUUGCUUGACAUGAAGUGUAUUUCCAGAGGAUGGCAUAACAUCAUUUCAAACCGUUCAUUCAUCAAAGCUCAACUCCAAAACACACAGCUUGAUUUAAACGGUUUCAUUGUUCAAGAUAGGUACAUGAUCAGCAAACGAGAUAUCAAAACGGUUAGUUACAUUCCGGUGGACUCCAAAAAUGCUGCCAAACUAGUUCACCACACCGUUUUCUCUUUUCUUCCCGAAGACGUUGUUGUUUUGGCAUCGUGUAAAGGAAUUGUCUGCUGCCGUAGCUGUUUGCCUUCUCCAAAUCCAACCAUCUAUCUCUGCAAUCCUUCAAAUAGAGAGUGGAUUCAAUUCAAGUGGUCUCCUCCAUGCGACAUAACUGAGAGUAUUGCACUUGCUUUUGAUUUUGAGCCAUCAAAAUUCAAAUUGGUGAGACUGAAACGCAUCCAGUUGAACAAUUAUGAAGAUGAAAAUGAGGAUGAGGAUGAUUUCUUCUUCACAUUUGAGCUGUACUGUUCAGAAACCAAAGCUUGGAGGAAAUCAACUGAGAUGUGCAAUUGCAAAGAUGAUCUGAUUAAAAACAGAGGCAUAUACAUUGGAGGAUUAUUGCAUUGGCUAACAGAAGGUGAUCAAAUCCUCACAUUUGAUGUUGAAAAGGAGAUGUCAUUACUGAUUCCAGUACCUGUUCCUCUUGAAAAUGAGUUUAGGACUGUUGCAGCGUGUAUCGGAGAAUAUGAAGGAAGACUUCAUUAUGUUCAGGUAUCAGAACAAGGUCUUCAUGUGUGGUGCCUUGAAGAUUUGUAUGAGUUUAAAUGGAUACUCAAGGAUUGCAAACUUUUGGAGAAUUUUGAAGCAGAGUAUCCGCGCUUCUUUUUCAAUUUAAAGAAUAGAGUAUUGGAGAGUGAGGAUACAACAAAUCCAUGGAUGAAUCCUCUUGGUUUCAAAGAUGGGAAAUUGCUAAUCAAGGUGGCCGCAGAGUUGUACAUCUAUGACAUGAAGAAAGACAAGAUGGUUCAUGCUUGUUCUUUUUUGCAACUCAAGCCACAAUCCAUGUCGCAUCCCACGGUGUUUCCUCUUUCCCUGACUUUGGUUUCCCUAAAAGAUGCUUAG
This is a messenger RNA of Trifolium pratense (red clover), 1185 nucleotides long. RefSeq names its product F-box protein At5g49610-like. The transcript has a single exon. The coding region runs from base 1 to 1185 and encodes 394 amino acids. The record is from RefSeq and is a predicted model, not a curated record. Gene Ontology annotation, molecular function: protein binding. NCBI's taxonomy places the organism in Eukaryota, Viridiplantae, Streptophyta, Magnoliopsida, Fabales, Fabaceae.